Molecule: messenger RNA, 3611 nt
Organism: Rubroshorea leprosula
Lineage: Eukaryota; Viridiplantae; Streptophyta; Magnoliopsida; Malvales; Dipterocarpaceae
Source: the annotation of a GenBank genome assembly
AAUAAAUCUAACAAAAUGUCCAAAUGCUCUACCAAAGAAGAAUUUAACUUAAAAUCUAAAAGUGUUAGGUAUUUAACCACUGGAACAAAUACUUCUUUCUUUUUCACUUCUUGAUCUCUAUCAUGGCAGCUGAUGCAAUUGUUUCGACUCUGUUGGAAAAUUUGGCUGCAAUUGCUCUAGAUGAAAUAGAUAAGGAGGUGAGAUGCAUUAUCAAUGUUCGCAGAGAAGUUGAAAACAUUAGCAGCAAUUUUCGAGCCAUCCAAGCUGUUCUGGAGGAUGCAGAGCGGCAGCAAGUGGAAAAGCAAAAGGCAAGCAUUCGAGAUUGGUUAGACAAGCUCAAGCAAAUCUCAUUUGAUAUUGAAAAUGCGUUGGAUGAGUGGAGCACUGCAAUUUCCAAGUCAAAACUUGAGAAGGAAGAACUGAAGGUCUGUUCCUUCAUCCCCUCUCCUUCUUUUUGUUUUAAUAGAGGCAAACUGCUUCAUAGAACUGCUUACAAGAUACAGGAGUUGAAUGAGAGGCUGGAUAACAUUGCAAAAGAGAGAGAAAGGUAUGGAUUUAAGGAAUUAAAUGUUGAAAAACCAAAACGAGAAGAAACUACUUCUCUUGUAAAUGUGGAAGAGAUAUGUGGUAGACUUAAGGAUGAGGAGAGGAUAGUAAAUAUGUUGUUGAAUGAGGGUAGAACAGAAGAAUUGGGAUCAGGCCUCCACAUGAUCUCAAUAGUUGGCACUGGAGGAAUUGGUAAGACUACUCUUGCUCAAUUAGCCUUCAAUAAUGAGAAAGUAAAAUCUCAUUUUGUAGAGAAAAUAUGGGUGUGUGUCUCUGAUCCCUUUGAUGAGAUGUUGAUAGCUAAAGUAAUUCUCAAAUCUGUUUGUCCUGUUGGUGAUAAGGAUGCUGUUGAAAAAUUGGAUAGAUUGGAGGAUGCAUUACAAAGACUGAAAAACUCAAUUGAGGGUAAGAAAUUCCUUCUUGUCCUAGAUGAUGUGUGGACUGAACAAUAUGGAAAAUGGGAUCAAUUGAAGCACUCCUUGAGUCAUGGUUGUCCUGGUAGCAAAAUCUUAGUAACCACGCGUAAGGAGAAUGUGGCAAUAACCAUGGGUUGCAAUACAAUUUUUCCAAUGGAGCAGUUAUCUGAAGAAGAAGGUUGGUCAUUGUUUAGUCGAAUAGCUUUUUUUGGGAGGUCCAACAAAGACUGUGAAGAUUUGGAAGAAGUUGGGAAGAAGAUUGCAAGGAAGUGCAAGGGUUUGCCACUUGCUCUGAAGACUAUUGGUGGUCUCAUGCGCUUGAAAAAAACUGUAAAAGAGUGGCAAAUUGUCUUAGACAGUGAAAUAUGGGAACUUGAAGUGGCUGAGGAAGGUCUUUUCCAUCCCCUAAUGUUUAGCUAUUAUGAUUUAUCAUCACAAUUGAGGCAAUGUUUCUUAUAUUGUGCAAUCUUUCCAAAAGAUCAUGUAAUAGAGAAAAAUAAGUUAAUCAAGUUAUGGAUGGCGCAUGGUUUCCUUAAGGGGACUCAACAUCAAGAUGUGGAGAUGGUAGGGGAAGACUACUUCAAUGACUUGGCAAUGCGCUCCUUUUUUCACGAUUUUGAAAAAGAUGAGAAUGGUGGCAUUGUCAAGUGCAAAAUGCAUGACAUAGUGCAUGACUUUGCUCGAUUUCUGACUAGAGGUGAUUGUUUGACAGUGGAAAGAAGUGGUAUUGAAGGUUUCAGUUUCAAUGGAAGAGCUCGUCAUGUGAUGCUGAUCAAUACAAAAUCUAGUGCAUUUUCUAAUCAUAUUUAUACUACUGAAAACUUGCAUACACUGCUAAUUGAUCAGACAAAAAAUGGUUGGAAUCCUUGCUACCAUGAUUUAGUGAAAUUGUUUGAUAAACUGAAAUGUGUAAGGACAUUGAGGUGUGGUUUUCCUCAAAUUGUGAAGUAUCCAAAACAGAUAGGGAAAUUGAUGCAUUUGAGGCAUCUUGACUUGUCAAAUAAUAGGCAGUUAGAGGAAUUGCCCGAGGCAGUGUGUGAUUUAUAUAAUUUGCUCAUACUAGAUAUCAGUGGAUGUUGGAGGCUCAAAAGUCUGCCUUAUAGAAUGGGAAAUUUGAUAAACCUGUGGCAUCUUCGGAAUAAGGAGACAUAUUCUGUGAGUUUCAUGCCCAAAAUGGAGAAAUUGACUUGUCUGCGAACAUUAAGUUUGUUUCUGAUACAGGGUGAUGGUAAAGGAGCUGCACUUAGUGAUUUGGGAGAGUUGAAUCAUCUUCGAGGGAAGCUUGAGAUAAAUGGAUUAGGAAAUGUCAGAGAUGAGUGGGAGGCUAAGAAGGCACAACUUCAGAAUAAGGAAGGGCUUACUAGUUUGAGUCUAAUGUUUGGUCCCACUGAUAGAAGCCAAGUUUCUGAAACAUCUAUUCUUGUUCUUAAAGCCUUAACACCGCCAUCAUACUUGGAAAGAUUAGAAAUAUGGGGUUUCACAAACCCAACCAUGUGGGUUUGGCCUAGUUGGAUAGUGUCACUAGCCAAGCUAAAGAACCUUGAACUUUCCUAUUGUGACAAUGUUGAACAUUUGCCUCCGCUGGGGAAAUUGCCAUCCUUAGAAUCACUAAGGCUAAAUUGGCUAAAGAAAGUGAAAAAGGUGGGAGUUGAGUUUUUGGGAAUAGAGACAUCUUUGUUUCCAUGUUCAUGGUCUGUUGUUGCCUUCCCCAAUUUGAAAUCACUGGAAUUUUUAUUCAUGGAGGAGUGGGAACAGUGGGAUUAUGGAAUCAGGGGAGAAGAGGAUCUUACUAUCAUGCCACACCUUUCUUCCUUGACAAUUUAUGACUGUAGGGAAUUAAAGGCACUACCAGACUAUAUUCUGCAAAAUGCUACCCUACAGAGUUUGAAUAUUACUAGAUCUCCAAUGAUUUCAAAUUGCAGCAAAGAAGGUACUUCACUUUCACUUUCACUUUCACUGUUAUAUGUCAUCAACAUGCUCAAUUUUUUUUUGGUAAGCAACAGGCUUUAACAUCUUUAAAAAUCUCAAUUGAGCUAUAUGUUUCAAUUGAUUUAACAUCUUUUUAUGAUACAUGUAAAUAUUUGGUUAACUCUAUUGUUGCUGCUUGCUGCCUGAUGGAAACAAUUUGUACUGUUGCAUGCAUUCAAACCAUGAGCUCAACUGGUUUUGGUUUCAAAUGUGCAUCACCAGCUUAAAGAUAUAGAUUCUAUUCCCUCCCUACAGUUUGUAACAUUGUUCUGUUAGUGGUAUUAUACAUGUCAUGUUUCCUUUUGUAAAAUUUCUUCUGAUUUCUGUUUUAUUUCUUUUGUUCCGAGAAUUUUAGGAGAUGAGACCUAUUACAAGACAUAGAUCUUUUAGAAGAUGUGGUGGAAGGAUGAUGAUGGAAUGGCUUGGCUUGUCACUACUCACUAGCUUCCGCAUGCCAUCCUCACUAGUAGUGGGUGUUUGUUUUAUUUAUUAAUGCAACCUUUUGUUAUUCAGUGCUAUGUCAAUUUGUGUGUACUGUUUAUUCUGUUCUCUAGGAUGGAUUGUAAGAGAGAUGGAUUGUAAUCUCUUUAUCAUAUUGAAUUUUUUUGCCACUGGAUGGCUGUGGAUGUUUUCCCAUAUGGGGGGUUUUAUUUUAUCACGUUAUAAAAAAAUUGGUGUUGU